AUGGGCGCUAAUAACCUGGGAUGUCUGGGUUUGGCUGACAAACAUAAUGUCCAAACACCAGAGAUUAUACAAGAAUUAUGCGGACAACGGAUCCGACAGUUUGUCACUGGAUAUGACUUUGUGUUGGCUAUCAAUGAGGACAACCAUGUGUUCAGUUGGGGACACAACGAGAGGGGACAGUUAGGCAGAGAUGUGACACAAUUUGGUAAAUAUUUAACACCGGAUUUCAUAUCAUAUAUGAAUGACAUUAAUAUCGCACACGUAUGUUGCGGUCAUCAACACUCCCUGGCCCUCACCACCGAUGGGCAGGUGUAUGGGUGGGGCACACCAGAUCUUUCAUCAAUACUACGAAACGAUUCGUUUAAAAAUCAUUACAAAAGUCUAUUCUCCGAGAUAUCGACCAUAGGUUCGGGCGGUUUUGGGACAGUAGUUAAAGUGAAGCAAAUAUUAGAUGAACACAUAUAUGCCGUCAAAAGGGUCGAGUUUCAAAAUUUUACCGACGAGUAUAAGAAAAGGAUUCUCAGAGAAGUGAAAAACUUAGAGAAAGUUCGCUCGGAAUUUGUUGUUCAGAAUAUUCUUAAAGUCAAACCACAAGUGUUUGGUCGACAGUUAGGCGAACCUAUGGAUUGUGUCGAGUAUUUCAUUUCGUGUGAAAUAUUCCGUCAAAUCUUAGAAAGUGUUCAGUUUUUGCAUAAAUUGAAUCCACAGAUCAUUCACAGAGACCUCAAACCCGAAAACAUAUUAAUUGCUGAAAAUGUAAGGAACGGUAGAUUUAUUAAGUUAUGCGACUUUGGUUUGGCUACAGUUCACCACAAAUACACCCAUUACAUGACACGUGAUAAACAUUCUACAGGUGUGGUCACAAUAAAGUACCAAGCACCUGAAAUAUCUCAGGGAAACAAAUAUGGACAUAAAGUAGACAUUUAUAGUCUGGCAAUAAUUGGGUCCGAAAUAUUUGAAUUGGAUUUAUUUUUUACCGACCCUGAUAAUCUAUUCUCCGAGAUAUCGACCAUAGGUUCGGGCGGUUUUGGGACAGUAGUUAAAGUGAAGCAAAUAUUAGAUGAACACAUAUAUGCCGUCAAAAGGGUCGAGUUUCAAAAUUUUACCGACGAGUAUAAGAAAAGGAUUCUCAGAGAAGUGAAAAACUUAGAGAAAGUUCGCUCGGAAUUUGUUGUUCAGAAUAUUCUUAAAGUCAAACCACAAGUGUUUGGUCGACAGUUAGGCGAACCUAUGGAUUGUGUCGAGUAUUUCAUUUCGUGUGAAAUAUUCCGUCAAAUCUUAGAAAGUGUUCAGUUUUUGCAUAAAUUGAAUCCACAGAUCAUUCACAGAGACCUCAAACCCGAAAACAUAUUAAUUGCUGAAAAUGUAAGGAACGGUAGAUUUAUUAAGUUAUGCGACUUUGGUUUGGCUACAGUUCACCACAAAUACACCCAUUACAUGACACGUGAUAAACAUUCUACAGGUGUGGGCACAAUAAAGUAUCAAGCACCUGAAAUAUCUCAGGGAAACAAAUAUGGACAUAAAGUAGACAUUUAUAGUCUGGCAAUAAUUGGGUCCGAAAUAUUUGAAUUGGAUUUAUUUUUUACCGACCCUGAUAAGUAUGCAUAA
Messenger RNA from Oppiella nova, 1608 nucleotides. NCBI's taxonomy places the organism in Eukaryota, Metazoa, Arthropoda, Arachnida, Sarcoptiformes, Oppiidae. The record is from the annotation of a GenBank genome assembly.